GCGCUUGAAUGCGGAAGUGGAAAAACGCUUCCCUUCGCGCUUCCGGGUUCCGCCUCGCGCACAAACGGACCGACUGAUCACUCGUACCGGGAGCUCGCCGGCGCUUUAACGCACUCGAGAUGGCCGCUCGGUUACCGGCAUGUGUUGUGGAUUGUGGCACAGGGUACACUAAACUGGGUUACGCAGGAAACACGGAGCCGCAGUUCAUCAUUCCCUCAUGCAUCGCCAUCAAAGAGUCCGCGAAGGUGGGAGAUCAGGCCCAGCGGAGGAUGAUGAAGGGCGUGGAUGACCUGGACUUCUUCAUCGGAGAUGAAGCCAUCGAUAAACCCAAUUACGCCACCAAAUGGCCCAUUCGGCACGGGAUCGUGGAGGACUGGGAUCUGAUGGAGAGGUUUAUGGAGCAGGUGAUCUUCAAAUACCUGAGAGCCGAACCUGAGGACCAUUACUUCCUGCUGACCGAACCUCCUUUAAACACACCGGAGAACCGCGAGUACACGGCUGAGAUCAUGUUUGAGUCCUUUAACGUGCCGGGGCUGUACAUCGCUGUGCAGGCUGUUCUGGCUCUGGCGGCGUCAUGGACGUCUCGACAGGUCGGUGAGAGGACGCUCACGGGAACCGUCAUCGACAGCGGAGACGGAGUUACUCACGUCAUUCCAGUGGCGGAGGGGUACGUGAUCGGCAGCUGCAUUAAACACAUUCCCAUCGCAGGCCGAGACAUCACGUACUUCACACAGCAGCUGCUGAGAGAGCGAGAGGUGGGCAUCCCACCGGAGCAGUCACUGGAGACCGCCAAGGCCGUCAAGGAGCGCUUCAGUUACGUCUGUCCCGAUCUGGUGAAGGAGUUUAACAAGUACGAUACGGACGGAUCCAAAUGGAUCAAGCAGUACACUGGCAUCAACGCCAUCAGCAAGAAAGAGUUCACCAUCGAUGUGGGAUACGAGCGCUUCCUGGGACCCGAAAUCUUCUUCCACCCUGAGUUUGCUAACCCGGACUUCACUCAGCCCAUCUCUGAGGUUGUGGACGAGGUCAUUCAGAACUGCCCGAUCGAUGUGCGCCGUCCGCUCUAUAAGAACAUCGUGCUGUCGGGCGGCUCCACCAUGUUCCGUGACUUCGGCCGGCGUAUGCAGAGAGACCUGAAGAGAACGGUGGACGCACGUCUGAAGCUCAGCGAGGAGCUCAGCGGAGGGAAACUCAAGCCUAAACCCAUCGACGUUCAGGUCGUCACCCAUCACAUGCAGCGCUACGCCGUGUGGUUCGGAGGAUCCAUGCUGGCGUCAACCGUGAGUCACACACGCACACACACACACGCACACACACACUCACUCACGCUCGCUCACUCACUCACACACACAGACUUUAUCAAGUCCAUUAACAGCGAUUCUCAACUCAAGAGCUCGGGGAAGAGUGCUGUUACGGUCUCGGAAGGAGUUGGAGCGGAUAUUUCCUCCGUGAAAUGUUCUGCAACAGAAGUUGCCACCUUAGAGAAAACUGGAACGGACUCAGGGAAAGAAAGGGCUUUGGGACUGGAGCGGACACCGCCACUUCAGGAGGUUCUGCGGUGGUAUGAGGCUCUGGGAGAUCAGCCGAGAUGUGAUGAGGCUCUGGAUGAUCAGCCGAGAUGUGACGAGGCUCUGGAAGACGAGGCUCUGGAUGAUCAGCCGAGACGUGACGAGGCUCUGGAAGAUCAGCUGAGAUGUGACAAGGCUUUGGAACAGCGGCCAUGA
This is a messenger RNA of Sinocyclocheilus rhinocerous, 1724 nucleotides long. Its product is annotated as actin-related protein 3-like. The record is from RefSeq and is a predicted model, not a curated record. The coding region runs from base 120 to 1724 and encodes 534 amino acids. The transcript is spliced from 13 exons. NCBI's taxonomy places the organism in Eukaryota, Metazoa, Chordata, Actinopteri, Cypriniformes, Cyprinidae.